UAUGUACUGCUCUGGAGAACUGAAAAUACCCCUAAGAUUAUUUUAGGUUUUGUUAUUUCCAAAACUCCUGUGGCGAGUGACAUUGUAGUGUUACUGUGAGUGAUAAGUGAUAGAGAAUGAGGAUGCUGGACCAGGACGUUGCUAUGGCAGGAGCCCAAGACACUAUCUACCUGUGUAACUUCCGUGUCUCUGUGGACGGAGAAUGGCUCUGCCUCAAGGAACUGCAAGACGUUGAGUUCAAUCUUCCUGAGAGUUUUCCGGUACCUCUCACACCCUCUCCUGUUGAGCCUCCUCCGAUCAUGCUUGCUCGAGACCCAGUGAUCAUUGAAAGACGUAACCUGGUUAACAUUUCCAAACUGAUUGUAAAGGAGUUGAUUGAGACGUCCCUCAAGUUUGGACGAAUGCUUGACUCUGAUCAUAUGCCUCUACAACACUUCUUCAUAGUCCUGGAACAUGUGCUGAGGCAUGGGCUAAGGCCUAAAAAGGGGUUGUUGGGACCAAAGAAGGAGCUGUGGGAUCUUCUCCAGGUGGUUGAAAAGUUAGCUCCUGAGGCUGCAGACAUCACUACUAGUGUACGAGACCUACCAACUGUUAGAACACACAUGGGACGUGCGAGGGCGUGGUUAAGGCUGGCUCUGAUGCAGAAGAAGUUGUCAGACUAUGUGAAGGUGUUGGUGGAUCAUAGAGACGAUGUGAUGGCAGACUUCUUUGAGCCAGAUGCUCUCAUGAUGAGUGAAGAGGCCAAUGUCAUCGAGGGGCUGUUGACUGGGCUCAACGUCAUUGACUGUAACCUGUGUGUCAAGGAGGAGGACCUGGACUGCCAGCAAGGAGUGAUUGACUUCUCCCUGUACCUACGGUCCAGUCACACCCUCAGUACGGGGGACUUGCCUACUGAUGAGUUGGAUCCUGACAACAUGACUACUGUGCUGGACCAGAAGAACUACAUAGAGGAGCUCAACAGGCACCUCAAUGCAACAGUGGCCAACCUGCAAGCCAAGGUUGAAUCUCUAACCACAACUAAUGCCCUGAUGAAGGAAGACUUGGCCAUUUCUAAAAACAAUCUUCUGCAGCUGAUGGAGGAAAAUUCCAAUCUCAAGGCUGAGCUUAAUGAGAGCCCUCGUAGUGAUCUUGUGCCUGUAAAAAGCAACAGCAGCAACAAUGACAAAGAGAUAGAUAGUCUGAAGGAACAGCUGGAAAAUGAACAGAAACUCAGGCUCGAAACUGAACGAGAACUACAUCUGCAAAUUAGUCUGAAGGCAGAAAUGGAAGUGGCAAUGAAACUCUUGGAGAAGGACAUUCAUGAGAAACAGGACACAAUUAUAUCCUUGAGGCGGCAGCUAGACGAUAUCAAGAUUAUUAACUUGGAGAUGUACAAGAAACUGCAGGAAUGUGAAAGUUCCCUAAAGCACAAAACAGAACUGAUAUCAAAGUUGGAGAGUAAAAGCAUUGCAAUGACUGACACUUUGCAAAAAAUGGAAGAAAAACAAGCUGAGCUGGCUCGGUUGCGCAGUUCUGCUGAGGAGGCAUUACGUCGAGCAGGAGAGGAGAACAUGGUGGCCGAGGAGCGGAGGGGGGAGUUGGAGGGAGAACUGCGGGUAGAGAGGGAGUGGCGACAAUCCUUAGCCAAGGAUCAAGACAAGAUGUCUUCUCUGCAGCAGGAAAUAGCCCAACUGAAGGCAGUGGCAGCUAAAUAUGUAGAGUUGCAAGAGGAGCACUAUCGCCUGGCAGAGCAGUGCAGGGAGCAAGAGAUGACCCUAGAGGAACUAGGAACACAGCUGAGUCAAAGCAAACUGCAGGUCUCAGAACUAAGAGAGGAGGCCUGUGCUACCAGGAGUGUGGCAGACGCCAGCUGGACCUCUGACAAGGAGGUCACCCACUGUAGAGCGUGCAGCAAGGAGUUCAACCUUACCAGGAGAAAGCACCACUGUAGGCACUGUGGGAACAUUUUCUGUAACAGUUGUUCAGACAACUCAAUGCCACUUCCGUCAUCUGCCAAGCCAGUUAGAGUCUGUGACGAAUGUUAUGUCCUACUUGUAGCUCGUAACUCUGUCAUCCACUAGCCCCCACCAUUUACCCCCAUCCAACCACCUUCCCCCUCCCUACACAUCUUAGCCCCGUCCACCAUCUUCGUUGCUUGUGAUAUUUGCUCAAUCAUUGUCAAGAGCUUUGGUCGUUAUUUAAUUAUAGAGAUUUAUUGGCUUCAUGGCAGUGGUUUGUGACAAAAACAUCUAAGCCACAAAUAAUGCUAAAUUGGAAAUAACCAUCCUAUAACUCUUUACCUGUCCAAUGGUAAAAUACCCUGCCUGCAGACUAAGUAAAUUUCCAUUUGCCUGGUUGGAUUUUCACUAAAAUUUGUCCUUAAAAUUGUCAGAUUUAUUCCCUAUUUAAAUCAAAUUAUUGCGUAACUUACAGUACUUGAGUUUACCUACUACAGGGAAGGUAACAUAGCGUUUUUGUUAUUGAAAUGUGUCAUGAGACCUACGGUAAUAGCUUGUUCUCUAUACGAGAAAUUCGCUAAAAGACCUUCAAUAAAAAUAUUUUUUUUGAAAUUGGUGUUUCUCUCAAUGUUUUUUUGUGUUGUUUUUUUUAUUUUACUAAAAUUGUGAUUAAAUAUGUCUGCAUUAAAUAUGUCUGCAAUAAUGUUUUAAGCUAUAUUCUACUCCAAAUGUAGAGAGUUGAAAGUUAAGAAAGUUGAAAAAAAAACAAGAUAAGAGUUGCAAACUAUGACUACAAUUAAGUUAGGUGGAAAAUACUGCCAUGAAGACCAUGACAUAAAAAUAGAAUAUAGUAUAAUGCAUAUAAAUGUUAUAUUUUUAUUAAAGUAAUUUAGUUAUGUACACAAUUUUAAAUAUC
This is a messenger RNA of Macrosteles quadrilineatus (aster leafhopper), 2853 nucleotides long. RefSeq names its product RUN and FYVE domain-containing protein 2-like. The record is from RefSeq and is a predicted model, not a curated record. Gene Ontology annotation, molecular function: metal ion binding. The coding region runs from base 117 to 2060 and encodes 647 amino acids. Lineage: Eukaryota; Metazoa; Arthropoda; Insecta; Hemiptera; Cicadellidae. The transcript is spliced from 13 exons. Gene Ontology annotation, cellular component: cytoplasm.